Salvia miltiorrhiza (redroot sage) is the source of this 1308-nucleotide messenger RNA. RefSeq lists its product as uncharacterized. The record is from RefSeq and is a predicted model, not a curated record. Gene Ontology annotation, cellular component: membrane. Bases 251 to 1147 code for a protein of 298 amino acids. NCBI's taxonomy places the organism in Eukaryota, Viridiplantae, Streptophyta, Magnoliopsida, Lamiales, Lamiaceae. The transcript has a single exon.
CCUUGAAUGGCAGCAUUGCCCACUUGAUAAGCUAGCAUGAUAUUAGUGGACUAUGUUGUACUAAUUAAGCAUAUAUAAUUCCACAAAUAAUUGCGAUCUCUACUGCUAGACUCAAAUGAAACGCCUUCCUAACUAACUAGCCAAAGUUGAUCAAAUUAUAGUGAUUACACUCACCUUUUCUCCUAAAAAAUUAGAACAGUUCCGCGUGCCUCUCUCUAAAGAAAUUAAGCAGUUGCUUGAGAAUCUAUCAAUGGGGAGCAUGGCUGUGAUUCUUCUCCUAGUGUUACAAUCGUUGAGAAUCCAAGGGCAAGAGAUCAAAUCCGCGCGGCUGCUGGAUCUGGUGAUCCGCGACUACACAUUCAAAUCGUACACCAAGAAUUUCCGGACAGGCAAGCUCCACAAGAUCAACCUGCCGUCGAAUCUCUCCGGCAUACACGUGGACACGGUGCGCCUGCGCUGCGGCAGCCUCCGCCGCUACGGCGCCACCAUCAAAGAGUUCCAGCUGAGAGCGGGCACGUACGUGCACCCCUGCGCAAAGCGCGUGAUGAUCAUCCGCCAAAACCUGGGCUCCAACUGGUCAUCCUUGUACUACGCCAACUACGAGCUCUCCGGCUACGAGCUCAUCUCCCCCGUGCUCGGCCUGCUGGCCUACAACAUCGGCGCAGCGGCCACGGAGCUCGGGAUCCAGACCGGGAUGAGGCCCAUCACCAUAGACUUCGGGGGCGCGGCGCGGGGGAACGGCGGGGGGAUUAUUCCGCUCUGCGCGAGGUUUGAUGAGGACGGGAAGGUGAGCCUGUGGAGGCAGCCGCGGGCGAACGUGUGCGUGGCGACGAGGCAGGGCCACUUCGGGGUGGUGGUGGAGUCGCCGCUGAUGCCGCUGAGGAGGAGGGCCAGCAAGUGGAGGAUGGCGGUGGGGGGCGCCAUCGGGGCGGCGCUGGGGGUGUUCCUGCUGAGUUUACUGGCGAUGGCGGUGCUGCUCAAGGCCAAGAAGAAGGCCAGGAUGGAGGAGAUGGAGCGCCGGGCCUACGAGGAGGAGGCGCUGCAGGUGUCCAUGGUGGGCCAUGUUAGGGCGGUUACGGCUUCUGCAACCAGGACUCUGCCCACCAUUCACCACCAUCACUCUAGACCUCCUCCCUCUAAUUCUUAGUCUCUUUUCUCUUUUCGUUUUUUAGUUUCUAUUAACUUUUGGCUAUGUAAGAAAUGUGAUUUAUUUGAGGUUUAGGAAUAUUUGAUGCUGACACAUAAUUUGUUCAUCAGUUGUGCUGAUCUGACUCCAAUUUGGGAAUAGAAUGUCUCUGUUUUAGGUUA